Molecule: messenger RNA, 1173 nt
Organism: Closterium sp. Naga37s-1
Lineage: Eukaryota; Viridiplantae; Streptophyta; Zygnematophyceae; Desmidiales; Closteriaceae
Source: the annotation of a GenBank genome assembly
AUGACGCGGAGAGUCUCAAUUUCGUCGAGCCAUCGUCGUCGCCGUGACCUGAGCACGGCACUUCUCCUCCUCUCGCUCCUGUUCUCGUCUCUCCACGUGGCGUUGGCCUUCCGCUUCUCCGCGGGGCUCCGCGCGGACAAGCUGCGCGGAAUGAUGCGCGGAUGGGCGCAAGGCGGACGCUCUACCGGUCAGCAGCAGCAGCAGCAGAGCGGCGGAAUCGGUGGAACCAGUAUGGGCGGCAGCGGAAUGGGAGGCAGCGGAAUGGGCGGCGGCGGAAUGGGCGGCGGCGGCAUGGGUGGCGGCGGAAUGGGCGGCGGCGGCAUGGGUGGCGGCGGAAUGGGCGGCGGCGGAAUGGGCGGCGGCGGAAUUGGAGGCGGCGGAAUGGGCGGCGGCGGAAUGGGCGGCGGCGGAAUGGGCGGCGGCGGAAUGCGUCACAAAAAAAUUUGCGAGAAAAGAAUGUUUAAGGUAUGCGGCGGAAUGGGCGGCGGUGGAAUGGGCGGAGGCGGAAUGGGAGGCGGCGGAAUGGACGGCGGCGGCAUGGGCGGACCUGGUUCCUCUGCUCCCGAAUCGCAAUCAGCCAUGGGUCCUGGGGGGAACAUGUGUGGCAGCGGAAUGGGCAGCGGCGGAAUGGGCGGCGGCGGAAUGGGCGGCGGCGAAAUGGGUGCCGGCGGCAUGGGCGGCGGCGGCAUGGGUGGCGGCGGCAUGGGUGGAGGCAUGGGCGGACCUGGGUCCUCUGCUCCCGGAUCACAAUCAGGCAUGGGUCCUGGGGGAGGCAUGGGUGGUGGCGGAAUGGGCGGCGGAGGAAUGGGAGGCGGCAGAAUGGGCGGAGGAGGCAUGGGUGGCGGCGGAAUGGGCGGCGGCGGAAUGGGCGGCGGCGGCAUGGGUGGCGGCGGAAUGGGCGGCGGCGGAAUGGGCGGCGGCGGCAUGGGAGGGGGCAUGGGCGGACCUGGUUCCUCUGCUCCCGGAUCUCAGUCAGCCGUGGGUCCUGGGGGAGGCAUGCGCGGCGGAGGCAUGGGCGGCGGAGGGAUGGGCGGCGGAGGCAUGGGCGGCGGAGGAAUGGGCGGGUCAGGGUGGUUUGCUCCAGGGUCGCAGGCAGCACCCGGCCAGGGUGGACCUGGGAUGGGCGGAGGGAUGGGCGGAGGGAUGGGCGGAGGGAUGGGGGGACCACAGUAG